Molecule: messenger RNA, 8923 nt
Organism: Acinonyx jubatus (cheetah)
Lineage: Eukaryota; Metazoa; Chordata; Mammalia; Carnivora; Felidae
Gene: GBX1
Product: gastrulation brain homeobox 1
Exons: 2
Coding region: 447-1529 (360 amino acids)
Biological process (GO): regulation of transcription by RNA polymerase II; regulation of nervous system development
Cellular component (GO): nucleus
Molecular function (GO): RNA polymerase II transcription regulatory region sequence-specific DNA binding; DNA-binding transcription factor activity, RNA polymerase II-specific
Source: RefSeq, a predicted model, not a curated record
CUGCCGCCGCCUUCUCGUCGGCCGCAAACUUUCACAAAGCGGCGUGUCCGGCCUCAUCAAUCUCCAUUAAUAAUAGUUGGUUGGGCCGCGGGGGGCGGGCGGGGUCCCGGGCCGGCCGGCCGGGCCGCUGGGAACGGGCUCUGCGGAGGGAGCGGAGCCGGGCGCGGCGGCGGCGGGCGGAGGGAGGAAGUGAAGCGUAAUUUGAGGAAGAUGGAUGAGUCCGGAGGGCGACACCCCCAGCCCGCCCGCUCGCCCGCCCCCUCCCUCCUUAUGAGAGCGAGGGAGCGCGGCGCCGGAGCCACACUGCGCCGAGCCCGCGCCCCGCCGCCACCUCGGCCCGGGAGCCUGGGAGCGAGCCCUGCGUGUCCGCGCGGGGCGCCCGAGCCGCGGGGCGCACGGCGGCGCCCGGAGGGGAGCGCCCCGGGGCGGCCGUAGCUCCGGGCACGAUGCAGAGAGCCGGAGGCGGGGGUGCCCCCGGGGGCAGCGGCGGGGGCAGCGGCGGGGGCCCGGGCACUGCCUUCUCCAUUGACUCCCUGAUCGGGCCACCGCCGCCUCGCUCCGGCCACUUGCUCUACACCGGCUAUCCCAUGUUCAUGCCCUACCGGCCGCUGGUGCUGCCGCAGGCGCUGGCCCCUGCGCCGCUGCCUGCCGGCCUCCCGCCUCUCGCCCCACUAGCCUCCUUUGCCGGCCGCCUUACCAACACGUUCUGCGCGGGACUGGGCCAGGCCGUGCCCUCGAUGGUGGCGCUGACCACCGCGCUGCCCAGCUUCGCGGAGCCGCCCGACGCCUUCUACGGGCCCCAGGAGCUCGCCGCCGCCGCCGCCGCCACUGCCGCCCGAAACAACCCCGAGACGGGUGGCCGACGCCCCGAGGGUGGGCUGGAAGCCGAGGAGCUGAUGCCCGCCCGGGAGAAAGUGGCAGAGCCCCCACCGCCCCCGCCUCCGCACUUCUCAGAGACUUUCCCAAGUCUGCCGGCAGAGGGGAAGGUGUACAGCUCAGAUGAGGAGAAGCUGGAGGCACCAGCAGGAGACCCGGCAGGCAGCGAACAGGAGGAAGAGGGCUCAGGCGGUGACAGCGAGGACGACGGUUUCCUGGACAGUUCUGCAGGGGGCCCAGGGGCUCUCCUGGGACCUAAACCGAAGCUAAAGGGAAGCCUGGGGACUGGAGCUGAGGAGGGGGCACCAGUGGCAGCUGGAGUCACAGCUCCUGGGGGCAAAAGCCGACGGCGCCGCACGGCAUUUACCAGUGAGCAGCUUUUGGAAUUGGAGAAGGAGUUCCACUGCAAGAAAUACCUGAGCUUGACAGAGCGUUCCCAGAUCGCCCACGCCCUCAAGCUCAGUGAGGUGCAGGUCAAGAUCUGGUUUCAGAAUCGGCGGGCCAAGUGGAAGCGCAUCAAAGCUGGCAACGUGAGCAGCCGUUCCGGGGAGCCCGUGAGAAACCCCAAGAUUGUUGUCCCCAUACCUGUGCAUGUCAACAGGUUUGCUGUACGGAGUCAGCACCAACAAAUGGAACAGGGCGCCCGGCCCUGAAGGGGCUCCCAAGGAUCCUGGAAGGCAGCCGAUCUGUCCCCGAGCCUGCUCUGAGACUGGGUUAGGGUUCUGCGGACCAGCGGGGCUGCUGCUACGAUGCUGCCCUGGGAGAGGGCUCCGUCGGCAGCUAACUUAGCGCUAGGUACGCUCUCCUGGCAACCUGAGACCUGGGCCCCUGGCCCUGAGCCUAUUCCAGGGAUCCUCAGACCGGGGGCUUCAGAGUUAACGGGGCUUGAGUCCUCAUCACUGCGGAGCUGUUGUGGGCGGGGGGAGACGGACUCCUGGGGAGGGGGUGGGUUCUCACCCGCCAAGGGCCUGAAAGCUUCCCACUAAUGCCCUGGGACUACUUCUCACAGGGGUGGAAAGAAUCCAGGGUGAUGCCUAGCCAAGCUGAUCACAGCUCCUUAUUUAUUUUCUGUAAAGUUUGUAUAUAUGGAGCUAUCUGCCUCUGUCUGUCUGUCUGUCGGCACCCCUGAGAGAGACUGGGAAAGUCGAUGUUCCGUCAUCAUUAGCCAGAGUUUAGUUCCCUCUUACUGCCUUGUGGGCGCGGUCUGGCCUGUCUGUAGCGCAAGGGCAUGCAAAGAAACAGAAUGAAACUGUCACCAGCCUCCUUAGAAAACCUUCGGCUCGCACCAUCUCCCCCCAUGUAAACUACCUUCACUUCUGUCCUUCCCGUCCCGGUACCUCCCACAGUCCGCACCUAGGCCUCACGUUCCCAGCACAACGCUUCUUUUCUCUUCACCCAUUAAACAGGCAAGCUUCUUCAUCUCUGCUUUCUUCUCUUUGGAAGAGCUGGCAGACUUGAGAACAGAAGAUCCACUCCCUUUUGCGUUACGAGGGGAAAUGAGUACUUGACCCUAGUUUAUUUAGCUGGCGUACGGCCAGGCCCCAACUAGGUAGACGCUGGCAGUCCCGUCAGUGACUAGGCAGGGCAGUUUGGGGGGUGCACCGUCAUCCGCGAGCUCAUUACUUUUUCCGGGCAGAGGACGCAGCAGCUUGGUCCAUCUCUGCCGCGCUUUGGUAUUUCAGAUGUGAGGGCCCGGAGCACGACUCCUUUCUGGUUCUCUGUUUGUACUGCGUUAACUGGUGUCUCCUCCUCCCCAUCGCGUGUUUUACCAAGGUUGGGGUACCAAAUCCUCUUCCGUUAUGAAACGACAUUGGUUGAGAGGCCCCCCCGCAAAACGGAUGAGGCAGGAAGGAAUGAUGGUUCUGGACGUGUGUACUAUAGGAGAAGCUACAGAGAUCGGACCUGGGAGCUUGGGGGUUGGGAUUCUAAGAGCUAGUUAGGGGGACCAAGUAAACGUGAGGAUAAGAGACUUCAGGGGCACUUGCAAGAAACCGGGUAUCCUGUGAGCGAAAGAAGACAAACUAAAGCUAUUUGCCAUUUCCCCCACCUUCACAGAAGGGCUACUAUGCUGUACCAACUGUGGAGCGGGGCUGCACAGACACGCCUGCACAGACAUUGGGGAAAGAGGAUUAUUACAGAAACCAGCUGAAGUUGGGAUCAUGGUAAGCGUGGCUUCUUGGGAAGCACUGAUCUGGGAGGACAGCUAGGGGAGAGAACAGAGCCGCCGAGCAGAAAAGUGGGCAGAGCGAGGAGUGAGGCUAGGACACUCAGAAGAUUAAGGUCAGGGAGGGAAAUACAGGCUCAAAUACCUGGCCGGCCCCCUCACCUUCCUUAGAAAACUGUUGCUACUCCUGAUUCCUAGGAUGGCAGGCCAACCAGUAUUUACUCAAACAUCUGCCGAGCGCCUCGUAUGAUGAAGACAGGCUUUCCUUGGCAGUUCCUUUCUCCUAGCUGGUUUCGGCAACCAAACAGCAAGCCGGGGCUGUGACCGGUUAUUCGCAACAGGGUCGCGGUUCCCCAGCUCGGAUGCAGGGGUCCAGGCUGCUAUUUGGCUAAAAUCCAGCAAGGCUUGAAAAUUAGGUUAAAAAAAGUAGUCCGGACCAGCCCCAUUCCCGAUCUAGAUUGAGGCUGUGUCUGCCCACGAAGGGAACCUAUGAGAUUAGAUGCUUUUUAGGGGCCAGGCCAGGCAGUGGUUGAGGAUCACAGGCGCUAUUGUCACUUUGGCGGUCGGGAAUUCAUGUCCACAGGUCUAGGGCUAGAGCAGACGUUCUCUGGUGCUGUGCCUGAGGGAAGGAGGCUGGGGGGAAACCGAGGCCCUGAUUUGCCAUUUUUUUCUGGAUUUACUAUGAAGCCUCCUAAACUAUACUGGACAGUACUCAGCCAGUUAAGCAGCUUGUUUUCCUUAGGGAAAAUAAGAAAGUUGAUUAUUGCUAGUAUGUUUCUGAGCCCAGGAGCCCCUUCUUAUACAUACCAAAGGCCCUAUGUCUGUUCUACCCUGAUCUUUGCCUAAGGCUCUUAUCAGCCUUGCAAAAGGGCUGCGGACCAAGAAAAUACAAUCUGGUUUCUUCUCUGAACAGCAUUUACUUAGCAUUUGCUCAGUUAUCUACCUGCACUUAGGUGGGUUCCCAUCAGAGUGCCAACCCCACCCCCACCCCCACCCAGUGUACACUCAUUAAGUAUUGGAGAAAGACGGGGCCACCAGCAAAGCGGUUGUAGGGAUGGGAAAACGGGCUCCUUGGAGAGCAGGGACCUUAACUUUGCAAGUUCUCAUCCUUCAAGAAUAGGUAUAGAGGGGUUUCCCUCAGGUCUUUCUAGGAUGAGGGAUAGAGGGAGAAACAGGAGCUCAGGAUUCUGCCCCCAGCUUGGCAGGAUGUUGGUGGGAAUCCAGGUGGUGGUUCUGCCAUCAGUGACCUACCUCCUCGCCUCUCCUCAAAAGCAAAGCCGAGGCCUGAGUCCCGGCGGCAGUGCUGCCCUAGUAAAGUCCAGCCACUUGCCCUCGCGGCUUCCUCAGAAUCUUCUCCUGCGCCUUGAGCGUCUCCCCAUAGGUCUGGCUGUGUGAGCUAUUUCCCAGACUCUUAGGAAAGAGGACGACGCUUCUGUCCUCCUUCUGGGUGCACUUUGGCCAGCACCAGGUGUGGCAUGAGGUUACCGGAGACCAGCCGGAAAACCUUUCCGAGGGUAGGGGUGGGGCAUGUGAGGAGGGGAAGCAGCAGAAAGCCUCCAGUAGGAAGCACAAAGCUCUGAACCUCCUUUCGGGGUUCGAAGCCAGUGCUACCCACAAACUCAACUACGCUGCUGGCAGGAAAGGGCCAAAGGAAACGCAUGUAGUGGCCUGAGCAGAGACCUCAGGGCCUCAGGCCCACCGAGAGAGGAGGAAGUCCCAGAGUACAGACCGAAGAUAGCACCAAGAAGUAGGGCUGAAGGACCUUUCUGGAAGGGCAGAGACAUAAAAGGGGAAAACAAGGCCACACACAGUCUGGUUUACUGGCUCAUCACACACACCAGAUAUGUACACAAACAUAAAUACUCCAAUGUACAAAUUUACACGGACUCACAGAUCACCCCCUCGUCUCUUUCAUCCAGCACCCCCCAACCUGUGCCCUAUCCGUCCAGGCUCCAUUUUAGGAUGAAGGCUUGCAGGGGGCUGGCAGGAGAAGGUAGGAAUCUGGAGGAGGGAGAGGUCCUGCUCCCCUCUCCUCACAGGUACCUCCAAAGGGUCCUGUCCCUUUUCAGUGGCACCGUGGGGUAGAGGGCUAAAAUACCUCCACUCCCCCUCUGCUGCAGCUCAAAUCCCAGAGGUCUCCUCUGGUCCCUCUUUCUCAUUUGGCUCUUCUUCUGUUUGACUCUUUCUCAUUUCCUCUCCUCCUUCCUUUCUCUGUCUUGGCUCCCCCCAGUGCGUGUAGGGAGGAGGGGCCCCAGGCCAUGGAGUCCUUCUGGCCCCUGUGCCCUCUUCCUGGGCCUUAUAGAAGGCUAGGACUUCGGUGCAGCUCAGCAGAGGUGUUGGCGCCAUUGGCAGGCUCUCUGUUGGGGGUAGGUGCUAAGCCACAGCCCUCCCCAGGGCAGCCAUGCUGGAUCAAGAUGUCCGCGCACUCCUGGCUACCAGCCCGACGGGCGUAGGCCAGUGGAGUCAGGCCCCGGGCGUCCCGGCUCCUCACGUCCACCCCAUACUGCAGAAGGAAGCACAUUUUCACAGUUGGCACGACAUGGCAAGGAAGGUGUGGGUUCUUGGGGGCAGAACGGAGAUCAGGUAGGUCAGAGGAGCCUCCGAGGUGGCCCUGGCAAGGCAAGGAGGGAGCCCACAACUCACCCAGAUGAGCAGCUGUGUGAAGACGACGUUGGCCAUGGCGCUGGAGAGAUGGAGAGCCGUCCGCCCAUCCCCGUCGCCGUAGGUCUCGUUCACCUCCUCCUUGGACCCGUGGGCCAGAAGCAUCACCAGCAGCCGCAGGUCGUCCUCCACCACGGCCCGGAGCAGCUGCUGUCCCAGCGGCACGUCCGAGCUCGGCAGCGGGGCCAGGAAGAGCUUCUGUUCGUACUUGGCCCGUAUCCAGCGCUCCUUCUCCUCUCUGCAACCACAGGUCCAUCGAGGCAUGAGCCAACGGGCGGGGGCUGGGGAGGGUGGUCAGGAAAUGGCAGGAGCACCCCGAAAGGGGAAUCGGCAGAGACAAGGCAUAGGACGGGGCAGUGGAGAGACAAACCUAAGGAACGGACGGCACAGAGUGGGUAAUGCAAAGGGUGUGGAAGAGGCUGAAAGGGAGGAACACUGAAGAGAGGCCCCUCGGGGGCAGCAGGGAUGUAGGGGGCUGAGAGGGCAGGAAGAUUCCAGGCAGGGCUCCCGUGGUAGCUUAUCUGGACCUGCUGGAACAAAGGGGGUGGGGGGCCUACACUAGGGGCCCGUGCGCUAUCCUAUCUCCCACCCAUUCUCCCCAUCUCAGAGCUCAGGCUAGGGCCUUCACGCCACAGAGCGAUAGGGCCCUGCGCAUGCGCCUCCUGCUGGCCCCUGACCUGCUGAUAAGGCUCAGAAAGGGCCUCUUGUUGUGAGGAGCCUGAGUGACAGGCGGGGAGGGGGAGGGGCACCCCAAGGGGCCAACUGCCGAGCAGAGCAACAGCCAGUUUUAACCCUUGGAGCACGGCUGCAGCUACUCAGCACCAUCCCAGUCUUCCCCAUACCUGGGCACCACCGUCCCUUCCCUUUCUGGCCAGCCGCAGGGCCCCCCCUUCAUCCACUCACCGGCAGGCGUCGGGCCCAGGCUUCGCAUAGCCAUCCAGGGCCCCCUCCCAGACACUGUUGGCCAGGGCAUUGCCCAUGGCGGUCAUGACGGCCAGCAGCUCGGGUGGCCAGUCAUCGAGGUCAAGGGAGCGGACGCGGGAGAGGUGAGCCCCCAGGUGUCGAUGGGUCCCUGAGCACUCAAUGCACAUCAGGGCACCCAGGUUCAAGCUGGCCCAGUCUGGAUCUAGGCGAGGAGAGGAAGCAGCAUGAAGCCCACGGGCAACCAGCGUGAGACCACCAGGGAGGUCCCCUCUGGUGGCCCACCGGAAGGCUCUCGUCAGGCUUUCCCAAAGCCACCCCGACCCCAGCCCCGCCGGCCUCCACACUCACUGGGGGCGUCGCAGUCAAUACAGAAGCUGUUGCCGCGAACGGUGCGAACGGCCUGCACGGCCAGGGCCGCGUUGUGGUUCCCCAUGCGAGUCUGCACAGCGGGAGAGACGCGGGGCGGGGGGGCGGUCAGUCACCAGGCCACCUUGGGUCCCACCCCAACCGGGCUUCCGUGCCAACCUUGUCCUUGGCGCUGCGGCAGCCCUGCAGGCUGGCAAGGAUCUGGGCCUGCACGCUCUGCACCCACAGCUCCCGCUCCUCCGCUGUCGAGGCCUCGAAGUGCCACGUCUGCCCGGUGAGGGACACCAGCACAAACUCGAAGGACUCCUCCGCCUCUGUGGGGACAGGGAUAUUUGCCACCAUCAGGGAGGGCGCCCCGCUGCCACACCUCCAUCCGCUCUCCUGCCUGCCUGGCUCUCGUCCUCUUCCCCCCCACCCCAGCCUCCAAGGCCAAGCCCAUGCCCACGAGUGCAGAGCAGCCCUCAAACCCCUCUUCCCGACCACCUGUGGCGCCUCGGUAAAGACAGGGUGCAAGGUCUUCGCAUCCCUGGCUGGCACUGCCAGGAAUGGGCCUGGAAUUCGGAGCAGGGUGCCUCCCGGAGCAGAGCGGGGUGUUUGGAGAAGGAUGCGACGGGUGCUAGGAGGCGACGCUGGGAGAGGGUGGGGGAAGGCGGGUGCGGGCACCAUCCGUACAUGUCAGCUGCAGCCGCCUCAUUUUGCAGCUCAUUAAACCCAAUAUUCCUGACGGCGUCAGCGUGGGGCUCCUGGGAGCCGGGCCCCUCCCCCGCUACCCUGGCAGAGAGAGGCAGGAAGGACAAGUGGAUGGGGAGAGGAGGCGAGGUUGUCCCCACAAACUGGGAGGUGUGAGCGGAAAGGGACCUGAGGACAGCCGUGGUGCCCCGCGCUGUAGGCCGGACCGCGACCCCAAGCGACGUGGUGAAGCUGUUCCAAGCUCUGCUCCUCUCGGCCAACAGAAGACAGCGACACAAAUCUCAUUCCCAGCGGUCACCACCCUACGGGUGAACGACUCCUAACAAGCACCGAGACUGAAUGUGUCCUGGGGGCUGGAGAGACAACUCAGAUACCUGUGGGGAGGCCCAAGGCCGGAGUUCAGGUUCUGCCCCGGGGGCAGCCUCUCGCCUCAGUGACACACAUUCCCUGGACGUCUUCCUGCUGGGCUCCUGCUCUAAGGGCACCUCUAACAGAAACUGCCUCCUAGAACAAGAACGCUGGUACUCUUCCUUCCCCAGGCUCCACCAUUCCACCUCACCUUGCUCUCAGUACAGCCUCUGAACUGCACAAACCCGGCCCUUUGUGGGGCUCAGUUCCUGGGUACCUGGGUCCCCUGCCACGCGUGCUAAGCAUCACUACACCACGGUAGGCUGGGAAGGGCAGCUCUUUCCCCUAGAGGUGAUCUCCACCCACACCCCUAUCCCUGACAGUCGGAGCGGAAAUGAGCCACUACGCAUCGAGAAGUUCAACUUAUCUGGGAGCAAAGAGACUUCAACCACUGAGAAGAGGAACACUUUGAAGAUACUUUGGGAGAAAAUCAGAGAAGUGCCAUGAUCAACGCCAAAUUAUGAGAAAGGCCCCGUGGAAAACACUCGAGGAGCUGGAAUUCCUUAGCUUAAAGACGAGUAAGGAGAGACCUCGCCAGCUAAGACACACGUAUCAAGCACCAGUUAUGUGCCCAGCCCUCAGGAAACUCAAUGGCUGAUACAAGAGACACAGAAAGCAUAGGUCCUGCCCACGAGUCUUGGAAGGGCUAUUGGAGUAGCCGCCUGCCGUCUUUUACCUUCUACAGGGAACAAGAGAGAAGCUCACGUUUUAGUAGAAAGGGUUUACAUUAGGCAGAAGAAAGCGCUUUUCUAAGAUUCCGGGUCUAGAUUACCAAAAGAAGUCGUGGAACUAUGGUUAUUGCUAAUUAUCAUUACAAAAUGCUUACUCUAAAAA